ACAGCCGGACCGCACAGUGAGCGGUGCGAAGAGUAAGGGAUAAGAGUGAGAAGAAAGGGAAAAGGAACAAAAAGAAAGAAGGAGAGCAGGGGACUGCGCGGCCCUCUGUACUAAUGGACCAUAAGGAUAUUUAACCGCUUGCCCUGGGAGCGCACAGACACCGCAGUCCAUGCCUCUCCCUUGCCAGGUCAUUGAUGGGAAAUCAACUGGAUCGGAUCACCCACCUCAACUACAGCGAACUGCCCACGGGGGAUCCGUCCGGGCUGGAGAAGGACGAGCUUCGAGUCGGCGUCGCCUACUUCUUCUCUGACGAAGAGGAGGAGGUGGACGACCGCACUCCGUCUGACUGCGGAUUCACCAAGGACCACAGCCCGACCGAGGAAGGACCCUUAUCGGUCAGCGAGGUGGAGUACUCGGCUUUCUGCUCCCAGGAAUGCAUCUUCUCCAAGCUGCGGGAGAACGAGGACUUGAAUGUGUACUCGGCCAAAACUUUGCUGACUAUGUGCAAACCGGGGGACCUGCUGGAGCUGGUGGCCACCGCGCAAGCCCCCCACUGGGUCAUCUUCGAGCAGGACGACCAAAUCAUUCAUCUGCACAAGGGCGAAAUCCGCAAAGACAGCCUGCUUGAGAUCAGCAACGGCCGCCACGGGAGAAUAGUCAAUAAUCGUUACCGCUAUCGGCCGCUACCCCCUGACCUAGUGAUGCAGAACGCAGCGGGACACGUGGGCCUGAACAGCGAGGAGAUAUGCUGGACCAACUCGGAAAGUUUCGCUGCCUGGUGCCGCUUUGGGAAACGGGAGUUCAAAGCCGGGGGAGAAGCGCACUCAGCGGAGCAGCAGUACUUCCUCAAAGUGCAUCUGUCCGGCAGCGAGGUGCACACUCUGGUCUUUCGCAGCCUGGAGGACAUGAUCCGGGAGAGAAGGCGAGUAGACGCCAGUGGAAUUCUCAAAGAGCUCUCUCUGGUUAACGGGGGCAAGGAGUGAUCAGGGAUUCCGUUUGAUAUCGUCUCCUCCACCCGCCCUCCCUGCCUCCUCUUUGCCAAAGCGCACGGACGCACACUUUUGCGCACACAAUAACGUACUCGCACACAAGCACACGGACGCACACGCACACGUGCAAGGACCUGUUGGUGUUGGACUGUCUGUUUGUCACGGAUGGGGCCUGGGUUUUAUUUCUUUUCUUUUCUUUUUUUCUGGACCAAAGGCGCCCUGUGGAAUUUCCAUCAAAAUACAGUGUUGAGAGAAAAGAGAGCGCGGCCAUAUAAACAGACAACGCCCAUUCUGGUUAGAAUUCGUGCUGAGUGGGACACACGAUUUCUAAGAAACUCAUUGUUCCCGAUAAGCGAAAUCACCUUUACAACCCCUCCCCACAUUGCGCACACGGCUCGGUUUGGUUUCUGUUUAAUUUCUCGGGAUAAUGGAAUUGGCCCCUUCUGUACAUAGGGUGCCUGCUGCAGCAGACCAGACGGUGAGACCGGCAGAAGGAGAGAGAGGGAGGGAGGGGUUGAAAGAUAGGAUUUGGGAUGGCUCUCGAGAAGUCUCCCUUCUAUUUUUUUACUGUUAGCUUUAAAACCGGGACAGACCACGACAUAGAUCCAAGCCACAAAUUCAUAGACAGUCCUAGCUGAUAACGCAGUUGCCUAAACAAAACAUUUUGGCUUGACCAAGCUCCCCUGUUGCCAUAUCAAAAGUAUUGUCAUUUUCACAAUGCUGUCAUCCUGCUCCACAGCACUGGAUGUAUGUGUAAAUUGUGUUCAUAUACUGAUUUCGAUUUGAGUCCCUUAUUUUUGUAUUUCAGUUUAGUGGAUUUAACCCUGAUCUCUCUUUUUUUUGAUUCAAAUAAAU
This is a messenger RNA of Pelmatolapia mariae (spotted tilapia), 1844 nucleotides long. It is a transcript of the gene lratd1, whose product is annotated as LRAT domain containing 1. The coding region runs from base 195 to 983 and encodes 262 amino acids. Lineage: Eukaryota; Metazoa; Chordata; Actinopteri; Cichliformes; Cichlidae. The record is from RefSeq and is a predicted model, not a curated record. The transcript has 2 exons. Gene Ontology annotation, biological process: cell motility; cell morphogenesis.